Camelina sativa (false flax) is the source of this 1089-nucleotide messenger RNA. NCBI's taxonomy places the organism in Eukaryota, Viridiplantae, Streptophyta, Magnoliopsida, Brassicales, Brassicaceae. The record is from RefSeq and is a predicted model, not a curated record.
AUGGUUAUGGAGUCUUCCCGAUUGAGCAUAGUGAGUCUUUCUAAAAAUUCCUUCACCGGCUUUGAUGGUUCCACAGAGAUUCUCCGUAACUCAUUAGUUACAAUGUUAGAUAUUAGCUUAAACUCAUUCGCAGGACCACUCCCUGUUCCACCACUCUUGAUCAUCCUCUUUUCUGCAUGGAACAAUAGUUUCACAGGAGACAUACCUCUUUCAAUUUGCAACCGAAGCUCUCUCGAUGUUCUUGAUCUAUCCUACAACAAUUUCAGCGGCUCAAUUCCUCAAUGCCUGAGUAAGUUAUCAACAGUCAAUCUCCGGAAGAACAACUUCCAUGGAACUCUUCCCGACACAUUUUAUAGCAGUUCUCUGCUACAAACACUUGAUGUUGGGUACAAUCGAAUAAGCGGAAAGCUUCCAAGGUCUCUGGUGAACUGUUCUUUUCUAAAGUUUCUGAAUGUGGAGCACAACAAAAUAUCAGACGUGUUUCCUUUCUGGCUCAAGGUCUUGCCGGAUUUGGAAGUCGUUACCCUCCGUUCAAACAUAUUUUAUGGUCCUGUAUCUCGUCCUCAAGGACCUUUAGGGUUUCCCAAGCUGCGGAUACUUGAUAUAUCGGAUAACAGCUUUACCGGAAGUUUGUCACCAGCGUACUUUGUAAAUUGGAGUGCAUCAUCAAACAAGAUAUAUGGAGAUGGGCAGAUACUUGGUGGACAGAUCCCAGAUUCUAUCGGUCUCUUGACGGCACUCAUUGCACUCAACUUAUCCCACAACUCUUUCACUGGGAUAAUUCCGGUGUCUUUUGCCAAUGUUAUCGAACUCGAGUCACUAGACCUGUCUCAAAACGAACUCUCGGGUAAUGCAGGGCUUUGUGGUCUUCCUCUCCAGAACAUUUGCUUCUCCCCUAGUGCUCCCCCAACAGAACAAGAAAAACAUGAAGAUGAGCCAGAGGAAGAAGAAGUGUUGAGCUGGAAAGCAGUAGGAAUAGGGUAUGGACCUGGACUACUGUUUGGAUUGGCUAUAGGACAUACCAUUGCUUUAUACAAACCGGACUGGCUCGUGAAGAUAAUUGGUUCGGAUAAGUGCAGAAACCGUUAG